Dichotomopilus funicola is the source of this 1233-nucleotide messenger RNA. RefSeq lists its product as uncharacterized. The transcript has a single exon. The record is from RefSeq and is a predicted model, not a curated record. Lineage: Eukaryota; Fungi; Ascomycota; Sordariomycetes; Sordariales; Chaetomiaceae. Bases 1 to 1233 code for a protein of 410 amino acids.
AUGGCCGCCUACUCCCCGUACGGGUCCACCCCGGGCCCCGAGUACCUUUACGACGAAAAGAAGUUCCCCAGUCCGUCUCCGACCCCAUCGCCCCGGGGACCGAGCUAUUACUACGGCGCCACGCCGCAGCGCCCGGCGACCCGAGCUCACUUCCGCGGCGGGAGCACCAGCGGCGUCAACCCCGGCUACGCCAGCCCCCGCGGACCGUCCUUCUCCCCGCGAUACAACAGCGAGGGCCAGUACGCCACCGUCAAUGUGAGUGUCUCGCGGUCUCGCAGGCCUAGUUUUUCGGCUCCGCCGCGCCCCAUGCGCGAGCGACGUUCUUCCUUUUCCUACCAUCCGACCUCGGUCUCUCACGGGGAAUCCGACGAGGACGAGUUCAUUCAUCUCGACGACCGUACAUAUGUACUGCCCGCCCGGUCUCGGGCGAGGCCGCACAAGGAUCAUUUUACUGUCAACGCUGGUGGGCAUGGAACUGAUCGCGGCUACUCUGCACAGAGCGGUACAUUUUUCGACAGGGAGUCGGGCUUCGCCCCGCCGCCGCGGUUUGAAUCUAGCCGCCGCCCGCCGCCGCCCGCGGGUCACACUCGCCGGGCUUCCACUUCGGUACCUCAGCGGCCCCAGACCGCCAGGCCUUCUGCUGCCAGCGCGCACAAGAAGCCUCCCGCAUCGGGCCCGCCCCGUGCCCCUACGGACGCCGACUGCAGGCGCCACAAGAUCCCCCCUGGUUACUCGCUUAAGAACUGGGACCCGACUGAGGAGCCCAUCAUGCUUCUUGGCAGUGUCUUCGACGCCAACUCGCUCGGCAAAUGGAUCUACGACUGGACCGUGUACCAUCACGGCCCGGGUUCGCCCAUUGGCGACCAGGCCGGUGAGCUUUGGCUCCUCCUCAUUCAGCUCUCAGGCAAGAUCAAGCGCGCCGAGGAGAUGAGCAGCAAGGUCCGCUCUAAGGAGAACCGUGAGAUGCUCGAGGAGUUCAUCCAGGCCGGCGAGCGCCUCACGGACAAGCUCCGCAAGCUUCUCAAGGCUUGUGAAGCCCCGAUGCUUCGCACCAGCAUCAAGCCCAAGAAGGAGGGCCAGCUGGACAAGAGCGCCGGUGUCGAGUUCGUUGAUACCCUCUUCGGUGUUGAUUGCGAACUCGACCGGACCAACCGUUUCAUGGCCUCCGUCCGCCUCUGGAACCUCCGGUUUGACACCAACUGCGAGGACCUCCUCAACAAGCCGACCGUGUAG